UCGCCAUCGCAGUUCACGAGAGAGAAAAAAAGUCACACCGGAUGAAGCACACAUGAACUGGAAGCGAUUUAAUUCUGACUGUUACUAAAUAUCCUUCGUUGUCUAAAGUUUUUAUUUUUGUUCACAACACUGCGCGUAUUUUCUUCCCCUCCCUUUUUUUUUUUUUUUGCUUAAACUCGAGAAAUAGCACGCCAUGUAAUAAAAUGUAAACUUUUCUUUGUAGCUUCGCAGACACAUUAACAUCGGACACUGUCACGCGCAGCGUUCUCGCAAUCGUCCCGACGAUUUGUUGCAAGCAUGUCGGAACCGAGAGGCAAAAGGCUGAAAACAAGUUUCCCCAUCUGCAAGACGCACAGGGCAACAACCGGGAGCCGCGCGAAGCAGAAUCUCCCGGCUGUGGUCGAGGAGAGCGUGUGCGGUGUGACGACCUUCCUCUUGGAGGCUGCGUACCGACUCGAAGCGCUGGCUAAAGUAUUCGAGCAGGACGACCACGCCUUGCCCCGCGUAGCGGCCUUUUUCAAGCGGGAGUCGGAGAGGGAGCAGGAGCGCGCGGAGGCCAUGAUGCAGUACCUGAACGAGCGCGGGGGGCAGUACUGCGGCAAGGACAUCCAGCGACCCGGGUGCGAGAGUGUGGGUGCGGUGCUGCAGGCCCUGGAGCUCACCCUGGCGCAGUGGAAGGAGGUCGAGGACGUGCUGGUGGAGCUGGUCCGGUGCGCCAAGGAACGUGGCGACGCCCACACCGCCAGCGUGGUCAAGAGCCGCUUCCUGGGCCCGCUGGUGCCCCGGGUCAAAACGCUGGGCGACCUGGUCACCAGCGCCCGAAAAGCCGGCUGUGCCCCCGACGGGACCGGGGGGUUCGGGGAGUACCUCUUCGACCAGCUGCAGGAGGAGCUGACCAGUGCCUGAACCCUCCACCCCCACCCCCAC
Molecule: messenger RNA, 927 nt
Organism: Anguilla anguilla (European eel)
Lineage: Eukaryota; Metazoa; Chordata; Actinopteri; Anguilliformes; Anguillidae
Exons: 3
Coding region: 298-906 (202 amino acids)
Biological process (GO): iron ion transport; intracellular iron ion homeostasis
Cellular component (GO): cytoplasm
Molecular function (GO): ferric iron binding; ferrous iron binding
Source: RefSeq, a predicted model, not a curated record